AUGACGGACAAACCUGACGCCAACCCAGAAACUACUCGAGACGUUACCAUCCACUUCUCACGGUUUACUCCCUCCUACUGGCUCACGUCUUGGUUUCCAAUCGGCUCAGUCCAAGUCCCUUCUAAGCCCUUACUAGAGUGCCCCAUCAACGUCACAGAUCCAUCGAGCUACCUCGAUGCCGUCAAAGUCCAGUUCCAUGGUCAACCAGAUGUCUAUAAUCACUUCCUCGAUAUGGUGAAGGACUUUAAGAGCGGUUUGUACGUUCCCAUUUUCAUCUUAUUGCGAUUUUCAUAA
Suillus paluster is the source of this 294-nucleotide messenger RNA. RefSeq lists its product as uncharacterized. The record is from RefSeq and is a predicted model, not a curated record. Gene Ontology annotation, biological process: regulation of DNA-templated transcription. Lineage: Eukaryota; Fungi; Basidiomycota; Agaricomycetes; Boletales; Suillaceae. The coding region runs from base 1 to 294 and encodes 97 amino acids. The transcript is spliced from 2 exons.